UUAUAUAUGAGGGGCAGAGCGCCGUCAUUAACAGAGACUGGAGGUCCAGGCUGCCAAAGGAACAGGAUUCUCAUAUUCACAUCUCAGGCUGUCCACGAUGAGGCAAAGACAAGUUUACUUUGCGGUGAUCCUCGCGGCUACUUUAGCCGUGAUUUCCGGAGCAGUUAUCACUGGGGUAUGCGAGAAUGACAUUCAGUGCAUCGCGGGCGGGACCAGGGACAGCUGCUGUUCGCGAUGGAGUCCGCUAGGUGCCGUGUACGUCUGCAAGACCAUGGGGAAGAGAGGGGAGCCCUGUCACGUCAAGGCGGAGGCGCUGCCCUACCCGCUGGACGGCAAGCACCGCUUCUGGCACUGCCCGUGUAUGGAAGGGCUUAUGUGUGUCUCCGGGGACGGCGCAAGGGUCGGCAUGUGUAUGUAACCGCCAGGAGAGACAGAUAUCAGUGGAUACAGCGGAACAAAGUUUAGAACGAUGAUGACAGAACUGACAGCGCUCACACAACGAUUUUAGAUUAUUUUAGGCACGAGUAAGCUUCAGAUCAUGUCAGGUAAAGAGAUGUAGUGACAAUAUAGAUUUACGUAUUACUAAGUUAUAAACUUGGUUAGUUUGAAAACCUCAACGAUCGGUCAGUUGCACAUAAUAUGUCGUUUUUCCUAUAACAAAGCUUCUGUUGGAGGUCGAAUCGUUUGAUGUUUAUUGUUUAUAGUUCAAAAGAUGGCCGUAUACAUUGUACAGAAUACAAAUACAAAUCUCAUUGGUAAAAAAAUAGGAGUUCUUAGUAAACCACUGUCAUGAUAAAUAGAAGGAUAAAAUGACUUAUUUCUGUGUACCCCGUUUCUGACUCUAAUCUGUAUAUUCUUCAAUAUGUUUUGGUCCUGACGGCCACUGGCCAAAUGGGACAGUGAAAAUAUGCACGCACUUGCUUAUCCGGGAUUUUCUGAUUCUCACCUUAACCCAGCAAAGACCGUGGUUCAUAAAAAUCUUCAGACUUUUGGAUACACUGUUGGACGAAUAAGAUUUAGUUUUUAAAUGUCAAAAGAACACUUCUCGCCAGCUUAAAAAAGUAAAAUUUCAGGUAGAUUCUCUUUUGAUAUUGAGGGCUAGGACUGUUACAUGUGCAACAAUAGAUCGGAAAAUGUGAAAUUGCUAUUAUCACUUGUGUAUGUACAUUAUGUAGAAUCUCAACUAUUCAGAGUCUUACGAAACUGACGACCCCCCCCCCCCCCA
Molecule: messenger RNA, 1225 nt
Organism: Branchiostoma floridae (Florida lancelet)
Lineage: Eukaryota; Metazoa; Chordata; Leptocardii; Amphioxiformes; Branchiostomatidae
Product: prokineticin Bo8-like
Exons: 2
Coding region: 98-418 (106 amino acids)
Source: RefSeq, a predicted model, not a curated record